UUACCGGAAGUAGUGUAGUAAAUUAGAUCUAGUAAAUAUUUUGUUAUUGUCUCCACAAGAUACAACUAGGUUCUAGACCUAGGGAAAUAUGGUAACAGAAAAAUUGAAAAUGGCAGAUUUGUAUCUGAUAGUUUGGGUGUUGUUAUGUAUCAAUAUUUUAUUAGUUAGUACUGAAGAAUCUAAGAACGUUAUAGAAACUGAUCGUUAUCAUCACCAAAAUGAUCUGUUUCAACUGUUUACCCAAUUGAAAGACAAGUAUCCAAAUCUAGUCAAAAUUCACAACGUAGGCACAAGUGUACAAGGCAGAGAAUUGCUGGCAAUACAGAUAACAGAUAAAGUAAAUGAACAUGAGCUUGGAGAGCCUAUGUUUAAAUAUGUUGGUAAUAUGCAUGGCAAUGAGGCUGUUGGUCGUGAAAUCUUGAUAUUCCUUGCACAGCAUCUUCUUUCUAAGUAUGAGGAAGGUGAUCCUAGGAUCGUUGAUCUUGUGGACUCUACAAAUAUUUUUAUAAUGCCUUCUAUGAACCCUGAUGGCUUUGAAAUGGCAGUUGAAGGUGAUUGUGGAACAAUGACAACUGGUAAAGGUGGUAGAGAAAAUGCUAAUAUGGUAGACCUUAACAGAAAUUUUCCAGACCAGUUUGGUGGAAAUUUAGAUAACAUUCAACCUGAAACAAAAGCAUUGAUGUCUUGGAUUGAAGAAAAUCCUUUUGUUUUGUCUGCUAAUCUUCAUGGGGGAAGUGUGGUAGCCUCUUACCCUUUUGAUGAUUCUGCUAAACACACGUCUUCAGGAUACUAUAGUGCAGCACCUGAUGACCAAAUUUUCAAGCACCUUGCUAAGACAUAUGCAAGUAACCACAAAACAAUGUUCCAGGGAAAUUUGUGUAUUGGUGAUAAUUUCGCAGAUGGUAUAACUAAUGGAGCUUAUUGGUAUGAUGUACCUGGUGGCAUGGAGGAUUACAAUUAUUUACACAGCAAUUGUCUUGAAAUAACCCUUGAGCUAUCAUGCUGCAAGUAUCCUUUGGCCAAAGAACUGCAGAAUGAAUGGGAAAACAACAGGGAAGCAUUGUUAGCAUAUAUGGAAAAGGUUCACAUAGGUAUUAAAGGAUUUGUCACAGAUAAAGAAACUAAUCAACCCAUACACAAGGCUAAACUAACUGUUGAUGGAAUAGACCACCAGAUUACCACAACUUCAUCUGGAGAGUACUGGCGAUUAUUGGUUCCAGGUUCAUACACUAUUCGGGUUAUGGCAGAUGGCUAUGAUGAAAGUGUGCUGUCCGAUGUCCUAAUCUCUAGCGGCAAAGGAAGUCAAGUCAACUUUACUUUGAGUAGAUCACAGCGGAGUCCAAGCCAGCAAGAGAGCUCUUCUGACUCAUUGGAUACAUUAAUUUCCCUUGUGAGCUCAUUGCAAGAUUACAGCCAUCACGCCUCAACAAACUUUAAAGAGCCAACAGAGUUCAAGCAUCACAGCAAUGAAGAAAUGUCUGCUUUCCUGCAUAAACUGGCAGAGACAUACCCCACAAUCACAAGACUUUACUCUGUAGGCAAAUCUGUGGAAGAGAGAGAAUUGCAAGUUUUGGAAAUCACAGAUAACCCAGGAAUACAUGAGCCUGGUGAACCUGAGUUCAAGUAUAUCGGCAACAUUCAUGGCAAUGAAGUUGUGGGAAGAGAGAUGCUCUUACUGUUGGCCCAGCUUUUAUGUGAGAACUAUGGGACAGAUGAACUGAUUUCUCUCCUGGUCAACAGUACACGCAUACACAUAAUGCCCAGCAUGAAUCCAGAUGGCUAUGCCAAAGCCAAAGAAGGGGACCUUGUUGGUCUGGUUGGAAGAGCAAACGCUCAUGGUGUGGAUUUAAACAGAAACUUCCCCAGUUUAUUUCACAACAAUAUCGAAAAUCAAAAGCAGGAAACAGAGACACUGCUAGCCAUGGAUUGGAUGAAGUCUAUUCCUUUUGUCCUGUCGGCCAACCUGCAUGGAGGGUCACUUGUGGCCAAUUACCCCUAUGAUGACUAUCCAGGUGGCCAAGCUGCUCACUCUGCAUCUUUGGCUCCUGACAAUGAUGUGUUCAUAAAACUUGCGGAGUCAUAUUCUUUUGCACAUUCAACAAUGGCAGAGGGUCAUCCUUGUCCUGAAAAAGAUUCUACCUAUUUCAAAAAUGGCAUCACCAAUGGUGCAGAGUGGUAUGUCAUUGCAGGUGGAAUGCAAGACUGGAACUACCAGAACACCAACUGUUUUGAGCUGACCCUAGAGCUGGGUUGUGACAAGUUUCCCAUGGGAAGUGAGCUUCCGAAGUACUGGACUGCCAACAAAGAUGCUUUGCUAGUGUAUAUUGGCCAGGUUCAUAAAGGCUUGAGGGGCUUUGUUCUUGACAAGGAAAUGAAGUCUGGCAUAAAAAAUGCCACCAUUACAGUGGAUGAAAUUGAUCAUGUGAUAAGAUCAGCUAAUGACGGAGACUACUGGCGCCUGCUGACUCCUGGGACAUAUACAGUAAGAGCUUCGGCACCUGGAUACAAGCCUCAGACUUUCAAUGUGAAUGUUGGUCCAGGAGCUGCUACAUAUCUAAACUUCACCUUAGAACCUAAAGACUCUUACAGGUGGUCAGUGGAGCAUGACUUUGACAUCAAGGAGAACAUGAAGGCUGACACCUAUAUGAAUUUGAAUGAGAUUGACAAAGAGCUUAUGGCUCUGGCCUCCAAGAACCCCAUGGUGGCCCAGUUUGAAUACUUUGGGGAUGUGAGCACUGUAGGAAAAAUACCCAUGCUUCAUCUGACUAAGAAUGUAAGCCUGCCUGUUCAUCUCAGCCAGUCGGAUGAUGGGUCUUCUCACACAGAGGAAAACAAACCUCAUAUCUUGCUCAUUGGAGGGUUAGAUGGAGACUCACCUGUUGGGAGAGAACUUCUUGUCCGUCUGUCUCGUCACCUGGUAGCUGGUUUCAACAGCCAAGAACCAUUGGUGACCAGAGUAUUGAGCAACAUGCAUGUCCACAUCCUUCCACAGCUGUACCCGCUGAACAUGGCACUAGCCGAGGCAGGAGACUGCACUGGAGAAAAAUACAAGGGCACACGCUUCAAUGAGCUAGUUUCAACAAAGAACCCAGUCAUUGAGACUCUUAUGACACUUGUAGCAGUUCACAGGUUUGAUUUUAUUCUAAAUGUGGACGCAGGUGGCAAAUAUAUCAUCAUACCACACAACAUGGUUGUGGAUAGUACCAACAUGACCCCUGAUGAAGACAUCCUGCAAGAACUGGCCCAUGCUUUCUCCAGUGGCAUGACAGACAUCCUCCAAAAGGGGGCCUGCAGCGGAAGUGAGUACUUUGGUGUCAUCCAUGGCUCAGACAUCAAAGGGUCUAUACCAGUCCUAGCAGACACAGUCUAUACAAUGUAUAAAUCUCUUAUGCUGAACGCUCAUGUUGCAUGCUGUAAAUAUCCCCCUUCAUCAGAGCUUCCUGAUAUCUGGGUUAGUUCUCUGCAGGCGAUUCUUAAUGCUAUGUUAAAAUCCCUCCAAGGCAUUGAGUUGCAAGUCACAGAUAGUGAAGAUCAGCUCAUUGGUCACUACUUCAUGCAGCUGGACAGCAAGCCCAAAGAAAAUGUCACGUCCCCCUAUUUCAGGCUGACCAGCCAAGCUUUUCACACAGUGACCAUUGAAGCUGAAGGUUACAGGUCAGUCACCAAGACAGUGUUAGUGACUGAAAACACUCCAACAGUGCUGAGGGUAAAGUUGGAGAAGGAGGAGGCACAGGAUAUGGACUACCAUGACUACAACAGCAUGACCGCUUAUCUGAAGGAACUGACCACCAAAUGCUCCAGUGCUUUCAAUCUGACCAGCCUUGGCAAGACAAAAGUUGAUGCAGAUAUCUGGAUGCUUCAAAUAGGCAAGCAGCCUGAGAACAAUCCAACGUCUAAAAUACUUUUUGUGGGCAACAUGCAUGGCGAAGACAUGGCUUCAAGGGAAGUGCUGCUAAGCCUGGCCCAGUACUUAUGUCAGCUGUAUAAAACUGAUGACUACACUAAAAAGAUGUUGAGUGAGUUUGAAAUUUACAUGGUUCCAGCUUUGAAUGUUGAUGGUUCCAGGUUUGCUACUGUUAAUACUUGUGAAAAAGGUCUCGGCCACAACAAUUCAUUGAAUAUUGAUCUGGAUAACAAUUUCCUUAAUGACGAUGAUUACAAAUCCAACGAGGAGCAACUGGAAACCAAGGCCUUAAAGAAAGCUAUUGCGUUGAGCAGCACACCCAUUGUAGUCAAUGUAGCUAGUGGGAGCAAUCUCAUCUCAUAUUUUGGGCCCUCUGAUAAAGAUCUGGCUGAUGCUUUUGUUAAUGGAGGAUGGAAGCCUACAGAUAAAUUAGGUUGUGGUCAGAUUGGCCAAGAGCUGUCUUCUCCUGUUGUUUCCCACCAACAAUUUUUUGAUCACCGUGGAAGUUUACUGAGCCAUGCCUACUAUUACCUACACCGAGCUGGUAUAGAAGUGAACACUGGAUGUUGCAGAUACCCCCCACCCAACCAGCUCAAGCAGACGUGGCUACAAAUGAAAGAGUCCUUCAUGUCACUCAUUAGAGAGGCUAGAAUAGGUGUUGUUGGGCAGGUGGUUGAAGCAGAUAGUCGCAAGCCUCUCUCUGGUGUCCAAGUGGAGGUUCACCCAUCUGGCUAUUCUCAGAUAACCAACAGCAAGGGUCAGUUUGUUUUCUACCUGCCUGCAGGGACGUAUGAGUUUAAGACAUUUCUCAGUGGCUAUGUGGAUGCUAAAGUUCCAUACGUUGUUCUACGUGGAUCUAAAGCCAAAGAUCUGACCAUUGACAUGAGUGUCAGCACUUGGUUCCUGGGAAUGUCUCCGAUGUUGUCCAUUACAAUCAUUGUGUGUGUCCUACUUUUGGCUCUGAUGUUCAUCACUGCGGUCAUGUGUCUGAAGAAGAACGGCCCCAUGCAGUAUGACUCUUUGGGAUUCAGGCAGCUGAGCAGCCAUGAUGAUGACAAUGACAGUGACGACCUGAAUGAUAUUGUGCAUGGCGGAGAUAUGUACCCAAUGAAGAGCAGCAAUGGGUCCCAUACUGUGAAUGAGUACCACGAUGACGCCUCUGAUGAUGAAGAUGAGCACAGUAUAUAUGAGCGAGGCCUCAUCGGAAAAAAUUGAUCUCAACCUUGAUGAUUUGAAAUAGGAUUUUGUCAAAACAACAACAAGUUUAAAAAUUGAACUGGAAAAUAUUUUUAAAAAAAAUGUAAUUUUCAUAAUAACUGUGAGAGGGGUAAAUGUAUUCUUUUAUAUGCCAGUGAAUUCUAUACUGACCAAUAUGCAGCAUUCAAUAGUCCUUCCAUCAAUGUUAUGUUGUUAAGCCUUGGGAUCAUAGUUUCACAUGGUAAAAAAUCUUGAAUGCUGUUUAAUCAGUUUAUACCUAUGCAUGGGCUGUUAUCCCUUGGGAUAUCCCUUACUUUGUCAAGGGAAAGCAAAGGCAACUAGGCAUUAAUUUUAUAUAAAUAACAAAAAUCAAAAACUACUUUUGAUUUUAGAUUUGGGUAUUUGCCCCAGUUUUGUAAUUGCUAAUUAUUGUCACUUCUGAUAAUUGAUAGGAGACCAAAGUUUGAAAAUGGAAUUCUAUCCUCCUUUGUGUAUUUGAGUCAUGUGUCUGAUUUGCUCUAGCAUGUAAAUGUGAGAUACUAGGAUGUAUUAUUGUUAAAGCCCAUGAAUCUCUAACACUAGAUUUGCCUAAUUGACCCAUGGUUGUGUCUUGUACCUCUCCAAGCUCAAGUGCCAUACACUCCUUAUUCCUAUCAUGAUAACAGCAUUCCACCAGAGACCAACAACCUUCAUCUUUCUUUUAAUAUGUUUUGUCAAGGAGAAUAAAAGCUGAUUUAAAUCAAUGACAUGAGAUGUGACAGGGAUUAAAGUAUUCUAAUAUUACACUCCAUGUUAAUCUCCCCAUUUGGUUAAUUAGUCAUUUAAUGUCACCUUUCCCUGUUUUGUCAUUUCCCUCAUGGUCUAGUUAGUCAUUGAACAUUGUCUCCCCCAUUGUCUAUUAAGUCAUUCAAUGUUGUCCUCUUGUUGAAAGCAGUAUUGUGGAUUCAGUACCAUUCCAGUAAUGUUUCAAGCCUAGCCUCCAAGUACUCAUGCACUUUGUCAAACCUUACUAAAUGUUGCCCUUAUAAAAAGCUAACUUACAAUUUACAUUUCUGUCUUUUGAAGCAGAGUUUUCCAGAGUUUUUAACAACAUGUUUGUUUGUUUUUUGGUCCCACAACCUGUUUGAAGUACAUGUAUAAUUAUUUUACAACUAUCCUGUUGAAACCAAUGUAAAACAAUUGUUUUCAUAAUGACAAAAAUAAGCAAUAAUAAUAAUGUUAUUAUCUUGAAGUUUUUAAGUGUAAUUAAGAUUUUUUAAAUAUUUUAAAAUGUUUAUGGUCUUGUCUCUACAUAUUCUAGUAACAUAUUUUAGCAGCUUCAUGUAUCUUCAUGCAAUGUGCUACCAGGAUUUAGAGGCAGACUGUUUCUUGUUACAUAUAUCUUGCUUUGGUAAUAUCUGCAUAAUAUACAAUACUUUGGUUAAAGCAACUUCCAACGUGCUAGUUGCUUGGCACUGUUUUAAUAGUUAGCUCAACACAAUUGUGACUUUUAUGAAGCAAUAUGUCAAGAUCCACUAUCUUGAUGUCUUGGUUAAACAAAAUCAAAAUAUUACAAAAUAAAUUUUUUUUUUUCAUUGUCCAGUAAGACUUUCAAUCAAAACUGUUGAAGAUCACUCAUUUCUCUGUCUUUCUUGGCCCUAGAGACUUUCUGUUCAGUUCAGCAGGACAGAGAUAAAACUAGUUUUAUAUUUAUCUGAGGAAAUAAUUUGUUCUAAAAUGCGACAUAUCAAUUUUUUUUUUAAUCUUGCUAUUUACAUUAAUAGAGUUAUCCUUUUUUUCUUCACAUUCAACUUAUAAAAUGUAAGAUGUGUUACUCUUCUAUUGUUACUUUAUUUGAAUGAACCUAAGAAAAAAUCAUUUUAAGUUCUCUAGUUCAUUUUAGAACAGAUCAUAAUAUGUAGUAGAUAUAUUUUGACAUUUUAGUUUGAAUUAUCAACUAAAACUUGGUAGCUCAACAAAUUUUGCAAUAUGGGUUGGGCAGCUUAUUAUAGCAAUAUUAGUUUCUUAAAAUCAUCUACUGAGGACAGACGUAGAUGACAAAUAGAGAACCUAAAUCAGCAGCUAUGUCAGCUCUGGUUGUGGCAAAAUAUGUAGAUCGCAGCUGGGUCUGCAUGCCCACGUGAAAGAAAUACUGUACUCUUCAUUAAUCUUUAGGAGUCUAAUUAUUAUUAGUUUUUAUUUGAUAAUUUUUUUUUGUCUGUCUUUUGUUUUGUUUUUGCUUGGUUGUACUAUGAUCUCUCUCAAAUGACUUCAAUAAUCAGGCCAAGAGUUUCUAAUCCUAAAAUAAAUACUAUAAAUGUAUAUUUAUGUUAUUUUAACUCUGCUCCUACGCUGAAGCAUGUGGCGUGCACCAGUGGUGAAAGAGGGUUGAAACAAAAUGGUUGACUGUUGAUUCCAUACAAGUAGAUGGAGAAACAGAACUACAGAUAGGUUAGAACCGUCUGAGUUCUAGAAGGAAUCACUGCCAGUGUGGUCAGCAGGUGAGGAGCAGUGUAGGUUGUCUGGUCAGAAGGAAGUCUUGUAAGGAAACUGGAAAGGGUUGUUCCUGUUAGUGGAAGACAUUCCUGUUAGGUUAUAUAAACAUUGUACUUUGACCCUGUAUUAGUGACAAGCUAGGGAACUCUGUAGGAACAUUAAGACACAGGUGGCAACAGUGAGCCCUGCAGGCCAGAUCUAAAUAAAUGCCUAGCCAACAUAAACAUUUAUGUUUGUGUAAUCAUUUCUCUUCUGUUGUCAACACAAUUAACAUGACUCAUCUCUUCACCUUGAUCCUUCAUUGAGUUUUGGCCCUAGAUUUGUUACAGUUUAUUACUUUUAGUUUCUGUUUUGUUUCCUGUAAUAAUCUGUAACUCAGUUUUUAUUUUUCUGAAGAGUACCAAUCCUUUCCUUGGCUCAUUCUGUAGAAGUAGAAUUAAUGCUUACAGAUGACCUUGUGACCUACUGACCCAAUUCCUAUGAUACUUCUGUAGCCAAGCACAGCUAGUUUACAUCCUUAUUUGGGCUGCUGUGACCAUAGAAUAUUUCUUCCUAUUUUUUUUACUCCAUUGUAAGCGAAAUGCUUUGGGCAGGUCUUACUAGCUACUGUUUUUGUUUCUCUGAGUUCCAUUAUAAGAUUCCUAAAAGAUGUGAAAAAAACGAUUUCAGCAUUAUUGAAACUUUAAGCCCUUUUGAUCUGUUCAUGUGAUAUUACAUUUAGACUAAUGUCAGAACUAUUAAAGAUACUGUGUGUUGAUAUCUGGAUGUGUAUAUAAUGUACCCCUCUGUGUGUGAGUGUGUUGAUUUUUAUUGUUAUGCUAUAAUGCUAUGCUAAAUGCCUACUGACUUGACUCCUGAUCUGACUCAAACUCUUGGCUAUUGUGAAUCAGAGUUUAUUGAGUUGAUAGUGCUUCUAGGGUUUUCUAAAUAUGUUACAACUAUGAGGGGACUGCUAUCUUAGAAUAUUGGUCUUUUGAGUUUGUUCAUGAUAACAGGUCAAUGCAGAGCUAGUACUUCUUCCUGGUUUCAAAAGGUACAUCUGAUAGUAAAGGUAGCUGCUUUUAAUGUGGCCAAUAAUAUGAAAAUAUAGUUGUUUGGUUUUUGUCUGUUUUUUUCCUUCACCUGCACAAAUACUAAAACAUGGAAUUGAACCCUGGUCUGUUCAUGUCAGGGUAAAGUGAACUUCUUUUGAGGUUCAAAUCAGAUACAUUAAAGUUAACUUCUAAGGGUAGUUAGUGGAGAAAGAAGAUGAGUAUUCAUUCUCCUUUCUCUUGUAAGAAUCUUUAUAUUAUAGAUUUGCAUAUUUUCUGUAUAGUCUUAUAGUAAUUGUUUUGCUACAUUGAAAAUAUUUUUUUGCUCAGCUUCAAGACUUUUAGGUUCAUUAAGAAACCACCCACUUGCUCCACUGAUGUGUGUAGAAAUAAGACAAUAAUUUGAUGACACUUGUUUCAUGUUGAGAGCCACUGAUACUCUACUGGAAAAGGAACAUAUUAAUAUGUUUGUAUAUUAAAUAAUCAUAAUUACCUAACCCAAAUUAAUAUUAAUUGAUCAUUUUUUUAUGUACAUGUACAUGAUUAAAAUAUUUAAAUUCACUUUUUGGGGUUUGACUGUUGGCUUGUGAUUUUGUUGUGGUUUAUCGAUGAGAUGUUUUUUGUUUUCUUUUUUUUUUUUUUGUCUUUUUGAUUACCUUAAUUGAGUAAAAACAUAUUUAUUCUGAGUUUUCUGUUUUUAAUAUUGCUAUUGAAUUUUUUUUUUUUAAAUUUUGAUCUUUUGAUUUGAUCUCUGGGUUAAUGUAAUUGGCCAGUUUUGUGUGCACUCUUUUAAUGGGUACUUAAUUGUAUUUAAUAAUUUUUUUACUAAUUAAUUUCUUGCUUUAAUUUCCUAUCAGUGUUUAAGGUUCCAAUCAAUUCCUGUAAUGUUUGUUUACUAGUGCAUUUUGUUUCUACUGUCAUUAUUUGAAGGUACCCAUUUGUUUUGUUUUUUUUUCAAACUAAUCAUGAUAACUGUAUGGUAAUGGUAUAUGGUAUCACUAGACACCCUGCACAUACAAAUAUUUGUUUUUGGUUCACACCCAUGUUAAAUAGAAGAGUACUUGUAAAGAA
Biomphalaria glabrata is the source of this 9678-nucleotide messenger RNA. RefSeq names its product carboxypeptidase D-like. Gene Ontology annotation, molecular function: zinc ion binding; metallocarboxypeptidase activity. Gene Ontology annotation, biological process: proteolysis. The transcript has 28 exons. Bases 89 to 5119 code for a protein of 1676 amino acids. NCBI's taxonomy places the organism in Eukaryota, Metazoa, Mollusca, Gastropoda, Planorbidae. The record is from RefSeq and is a predicted model, not a curated record.